This is a messenger RNA of Saprolegnia parasitica CBS 223.65, 546 nucleotides long. RefSeq lists its product as hypothetical. The record is from RefSeq and is a predicted model, not a curated record. The transcript has a single exon. Gene Ontology annotation, molecular function: RNA binding; RNA methyltransferase activity. Lineage: Eukaryota; Oomycota; Saprolegniomycetes; Saprolegniales; Saprolegniaceae. Gene Ontology annotation, biological process: wobble position cytosine ribose methylation; wobble position uridine ribose methylation. Bases 41 to 505 code for a protein of 154 amino acids.
GGCGACGAGUGCACUUUUGCUUCGAGUGGUGUCGGCCGCGAUGUUCCAGCUCGCGCUCUUCCAGCCGCGGAUUCCGCCCAACUGCGGCAACAUCAUCCGACUCGCGGCCAACAACGGCUGCAUCUUGCACCUCAUUGAACCGUUCGGCUUUAGCCUCGACGAGAAGAGCGUGCGGCGCGCGGGUCUCGACUACCACGACAUGGCGACUGUUCGGCGGCACAAGGACUUUGAAGCGUUUAGCGCCGCCGUGGCCGGACACCGCCUCUUAGCUUGUACGACCAAAGGCAGCCGGCCGUACACGGACAUUGCGUACCAGCCCGGCGAUGUCCUGCUUUUUGGCUCUGAGACGACGGGGCUUCCGGACGACAUCCGCAACAACAUCCCUGCCGAGCACCGGAUUCGGAUUCCGAUGAUGGCGGGCGCGCGGAGCAUGAACCUGGCCAACUCGGUGUCUAUCAUUAGCUACGAAGCGUGGCGACAACACGACUUUGUCGGCGGUGUGUAAACUAACCCAAACAAAUCUCAAAAGCACAGAGUCUGUGUUAA